Melospiza melodia melodia is the source of this 7344-nucleotide messenger RNA. RefSeq names its product CAP-Gly domain containing linker protein 1 (gene CLIP1). The record is from RefSeq and is a predicted model, not a curated record. Gene Ontology annotation, molecular function: microtubule plus-end binding. Gene Ontology annotation, cellular component: nucleus; cell cortex; microtubule plus-end. Gene Ontology annotation, biological process: positive regulation of microtubule polymerization; cytoplasmic microtubule organization. The transcript has 25 exons. NCBI's taxonomy places the organism in Eukaryota, Metazoa, Chordata, Aves, Passeriformes, Passerellidae. Bases 199 to 6639 code for a protein of 2146 amino acids.
CCUGCGAGCCGGGGCGGCGCCGCUGCAGAGGGGCCGCGGGAGCAGGAACAGGAGCGGGAGCGGCAGCCGGAGGAGGCGGCGGGAGCUGCGCUGGCGGCGGGGCCGGUUUAUUCCAGAGUUGAAGAAGCUUGAACAAUAUAUUUUCUCCAUGUUUGGAAAAAGAUAGUUGCUGCAGACGAGGAGGAUAAUUGCAGAAAGAUGAGUAUGUUAAAACCAAGUGGCCUGAAGGCUCCUUCCAAGACCAUCAAGCACGGGAGUACCUUGCUCAAAACACCUGCACCUGUUGCUGCUGCCCCAGCAGAAAAAGCAGCUCCCAGUGAGAAGAGCUCAAGCACAGCCCCUGCAGAUGCUCACGAGGAGUUUGUGGAUGAUUUCAGGGUCGGGGAGCGUGUUUGGGUCAAUGGGAACAAGCCCGGCUUCAUCCAGUUCCUGGGGGAGACGCAGUUUGCCCCGGGCCAGUGGGCGGGGAUCGUCCUGGACGAGCCCAUCGGGAAGAACGACGGCUCCGUGGCCGGGGUUCGCUAUUUCCAGUGCGAGCCCCUGAGGGGAAUCUUCACCAGGCCCUCCAAGCUCAGCAGGAAGGUGGUGACAGAGGACGAGGCCAACGGUACCCAGGCAGCUCACGCGUCCAGAGCCACGUCCCCGACAUCCACAUCGGCUGCCAGUGCCGUGUCCUCAUCCACUGCUGCACUUCCCCCUUCAGGAAUCCCACAGAAAACCCCCCUUGCUGCUAAGGAACAUGCAACUCCUUCUCAGAUUAGCAAUCUUUCCAAAACUGCCAGUGAAUCUAUAUCAAACCUCUCAGAAGCUGGAUCACUAAAGAAAGGAGAAAGGGAGCUCAAAAUUGGAGAUCGAGUGCUGGUUGGAGGAACAAAGGCUGGAGUCGUUCGUUUCCUGGGAGAAACUGACUUUGCUAAAGGAGAAUGGUGUGGGGUGGAGCUGGACGAGCCCCUGGGGAAGAACGAUGGAGCUGUGGCUGGCACGAGGUAUUUCCAGUGCCAGCCCAAGUACGGGCUGUUCGCCCCGGUGCACAAGGUGACCAAGAUCGGCUUCCCCUCCACCACCCCGGCCAAGGCCAAGCCCGCCGUGCGCAAGGUGCUGCCCACGCCCACGGCCCUGAAGCGCAGCCCCAGCGCCUCCUCCCUGAGCUCGCUCAGCUCCGUGGCCUCCUCCGUAAGCAGCAAGCCCAGCCGCACAGGACUCUUGACAGAAACCUCUUCCCGCUAUGCAAGAAAAAUUUCGGGCACCACAGCCCUCCAGGAGGCCCUGAAGGAGAAGCAGCAGCACAUUGAGCAGCUCCUGGCAGAAAGGGACCUGGAGAGGGCAGAAGUUGCAAAAGCAACGAGCCACGUCGGGGAGAUCGAGCAGGAACUGGCUCUGGUUCGCGAUGGGCACGACCGGCACGUGCUGGAGAUGGAGGCAAAAAUGGACCAGCUCCGAGCCAUGGUGGAGGCAGCUGACAGGGAGAAGGUGGAGCUCCUCAAUCAGCUGGAGGAAGAGAAAAGGAAAGUUGAAGACCUUCAGUUCCGUGUGGAAGAAGAAUCCAUUACCAAAGGAGACCUAGAGGUGGCCACAGUGUCAGAGAAGUCCCGGAUCAUGGAGCUGGAGAGGGACCUGGCACUGAGGGUGAAGGAGGUGGCUGAGCUCCGAGGGAGGCUGGAUUCCAGCAAACACAUCGACGACGUGGACACUUCCCUCUCCCUGCUCCAAGAAAUCAGUUCUUUGCAAGAAAAAAUGGCAGCAGCUGGCAAAGAACACCAGAACGAGAUGAACUCGCUGAAGGAGAAGUUUGGCCUUAGUGAGGAAGCCUUGCAGAAAGAGAUCAAGUCCCUUUCAGCUUCAAAUGAGAGGAUGGCAAAGGAAAAUGAAUCCUUGAAAAGCAAGCUUGACCACGCCAACAAGGAGAAUUCUGAUGUGAUUGAGCUGUGGAAGUCCAAGCUGGAAUCUGCAAUUGCCUCCCAUCAGCAAGCAAUGGAAGAGCUGAAAGUUUCUUUCAGCAAAGGUGUUGGGGCUCAGACUGCAGAAUUUGCUGAGUUAAAGACUCAGAUUGAGAAGAUGAAAUUAGACUAUGAGAAUGAAAUGGCAAAUCUAAAACUGAAGCAGGAAAAUGAGAGAUCUCAGCACCUGAAAGAGAUCGAGUCCCUGAAAGCAAAACUGGUGGCAGUCACGGAGGAGAAAGAGCAAAACCUGGAAAGCCUGAAGACCAAACUGGAAAGUGUGGAAGAUCAGCACCUUGUAGAAAUGGAAGACACUUUAAACAAAUUGCAGGAAGCUGAGAUAAAGGUAAAGGAGCUAGAGGUACUGCAAGCCAAGUACAAUGAACAAACCAAAGUUAUUGAUAGUCUUACACCACAGAUCAAAGCUGCUGAAGAAAAGCUUUUGGACCUUGCUGCACUUGAGAAAGCCAAUUCUGAAGGUAAAUUGGAAAUCGAGAAACUUAGCAAGCAGCUUGAGGCAGCUGAGAAACAAAUUCAGACUUUAGAGACUGAGAAGGGUGAUGGAAUUAGCCAGGCCAGUAAUCUGGCCAAAGAACUGCAGGGCAAAGAGCAAAAGCUUCUUGAAUUUGAGAAAAACUUGAGUGCAGUAAAUCAAGUUAAAGAUUCUUUGGAAAAGGAACUUCAAGUUUUGAAAGAAAAAUUUACUAGUGCAGCUGAUGAAGCAGAGAAUGUUCAACAAGCUAUGCAAGAAACGGUGAAGAAGCUGAACCAAAAAGAAGAGCAGUUUGCACUCAUGUCUUCAGAACUGGAGCAGCUCAAGUCUAGUUUGACUGAGAUGGAGAGGAAGCUGAGGGAGCGAGAAGAGAGGGAGCAGCAGCUGGUGGAAGCAAAAGCCAAACUUGAAAAUGACAUUGCAGAGAUCAUGAAGUCAUCAGGAGACAGCUCUGCCCAGCUCACAAGGAUGAACGAUGAGCUGAGGUUAAAAGAAAGGCAGUUGGAGCAAAUACAGCUCGAGCUCACAAAGGCAAAUGAAAAGGCAGCUCAGCUUCAGGAAAAUGUGGAGCAGACAACCCAGAGAGCUGAGCAGAGUCAGCAGGAAACUCUCAAGAUUCAUCAAGCAGAACUGAAAACUCUGCAGGAUCAUUUAACAGACAUGAAAAAGCAGAUUGAGAGCAGCCAACAUCAGUACAAAGAUCUUCAGGCAAAGCAUGAAAAAGAAGUUUCUGAGCUGGUGGCUAAACAUGAUGCAGACAUCCAGGGGUUUAAGCAGAACCUGCAGGAUGCACAAGAGGCACUGAAAAGUGCCCAGAGGAAAAACAGCGAGCUGGAGGCACAGGCUGAGGAGCUGCAGAAACAAGCAGAGCAGGCCAGAUCCUUAAGCUCUGUGUUAGCCUCCUCCAGAAAAGAAAUCGAACAAAUGUCAGACAAGAUGAGGGCUUUGAGAUCAGAAAAAGAGACUUUGGCACAGGAGGGGAAUACUUUAAAAUUAGAGAGAGGUCCCUUGUUAUCAAAACUUAAAGAAUUGGAAUCAAAGAUUUCGUUAAUGCAACAAGACCAAGAAGAACUCAAGGCAGAAAAUAAAAGAAUCCUAAAGCAGAAGGAAGAAGCUGAGGCCAAAAGCCAGCAGGAGAGCACAGAAAAGGGAGCACUGGCUUCUGAAAAAAGCAAAUUACUCUCUGAACUCGGGGCAGUGCAGGCAAAGCUGCUGGAGGCAGCUCAGGAGAAUGAGGCUCUGCAGUCCUUGGAGUUAACCUUGUUCCAAAAGCUGGAGGAGCUUCAGGCCAGCAGAGAUGCCAUGGAUGUGGCGUGUCAGAAACAUGUCAAAGAAUGGGAAGAGCUGGAGACUUAUCAGAAGAGACUUUUGGGAGAGAAAGAUGCAGCUCUAAAAGACAAAGAUGAAGUUAUCCAGAAGCUGGGAAGUUCUUGUGAGGCCCUGGCCAGAGAGCAAAGGGAGCUCCAGCAGCAAGUGUCAGCUCUGGCUGCAGAGAGAGUGUCAGCCCUGGGGGAGCUCUUGGCUCUGCAGGACAGACACAAAGCCCUGGAGGAGGAGCUGGGCAGGGUCUUGUCAGGCCUGCAGGAGGAGAAGGAGAUGCUCCUCAAAGGCACAGAAAAGCUGCAAGUGAGCUUAGACCAGGCAGUCAGUGAAAACCAAGUGUUAAAAGUGAGAGAGGAGGAGAUGCAAACCCAGCUCAGCAAAGCGAAGAAAGACACCCAGGAGCUGCAGAGUUCCCGUGAGAGCCUCACUCGUCUCCUUGAGGAGAUGAAAGCCUCAAGAGACACACUCAGUUUGGAAUGCAAUCACUUACAUCAGGAGAAAGAGGCUCUUUCCUCAUCAGAACAGAGGCUUUUGGCUGAAAGGGAGCAACUUCUCAAUGAAAAUAAGGCAACUGCUGAGAAGCUUGUGAAGGCCUCAGCAUAUGCUGAGCUUUGUGAGAGAGUCUGCGCUGAGAAAAUGAACAAGCUGACCUUGGAGAAGGAAUCUGUCCUUCAGAAGUUGUUGCACUUUGAGGAGCACAAUGAGGCUCUUCUCCAAGAGAGGAAGGAACUGGAGACAAAAUACUUGGAGCUUCUUGGUGAAAACGAGUCCUGUGCAAAGGCAGUUUCUGAUCUGAAGAGAGAACGUGAGCUGGACCUCCUGUCCAGGAAUGCUCUGGCUGAAGAGAAUGCCUCACUCCAAAAUUCCAUUGAAGCCCUGAAGGGAGAACUCAGUAAGAAGACUGUAGAAAACCAAGAUUUAAUGGCCUGUAAAUGUGACCUUUCCAAUCUUCUGCGGAAGGCCCAGGAUGCCAAAAGAGCUUUAGAAGCUGAGCUGGCAGCUGCAGCACACACCAAGCAGGUCCUGUCGUCUUCCUUGGACACCUGCUCCUUUGCCAGGGAAAUGCUGACCAGGGAGAGGGAUGAGCUGCAGGAGGAGUGUCAGAAAUUAAACAAAGAGGUUGCUCUUGUGAAAGAAUCCUUAACCUUGGAAAAGGAAGCUCGAAAACUGGACGAGAAAUCAUUUCUGUUGGGACGUACAGAACUUCAAAGGAACAUCUGCUCCUUGGAGAAGGAGCUAGAAGAGCUGAGAGAGAAAAACAAAGUUCUGGCUGAGAAAACACUUUCCAUUGAGGAGAAAGAAAAGUGUGAAAUGAAACUGGUGGAGAUAAUGAGAGAGGAACAAGUCAUCUGUGCAGAGAAGGAGCAUGUCACUGCCAACAUGAGGCGGCUGAAGAGCAACUUUGCCUCCGUGUCCAGAACCGCGGCCGAGUUCCGGGGCGUGCACAGCGGCAUCGCCAGGAAGAUGGAUGUGCUGGAGCACGAGAUGGAGCUGAUGGAGAAGGAGGGAACUGAGUACCUUCAGGACCUGGAGAUCCUGAGGAAGGAGCAGAAAAAUCUGCUCCUCAGUCAGGAGGGACUAGUGAAGGAGAAGGGGAUAUUAUUCCAGGAUUAUUACAGACUCCAUGAGGAGGUUAAACUUUUAGAACAGACUAACACUGACCUCUCAGGCAAAUUGUUGGAGUCUCAGGGCCAAAAUCAGAUGCUGCAGGAGCAAAUGAAAAAUCUGAUUUUGAAAGUAAAAGAAAUUGAGACUCUCCAGGCCCGAGCAGUAGUACAGAAACCAGAGGUGGCCAAACUGGCAGAAGAUGUUUCCCAGGCAGUGGAGCAGGUGACCAAGGAGAAGGAUGCCAUUCACAAAGAGAAGAUUGAAACUUUGGCCUCUUUGGAGAACUCGAGACAGACAAACCAGAAGCUGCAGAAUGAAUUGGACAUGCUUAAACAAAACAACCUGAAAAACGAAGAGGAACUUAAUAAGUCAAAAGAGCUUCUAAAUCUGGAGAACAAGAAAGUGGAAGAACUUAAAAAGGAAUUCGAGGCGCUCAAGCUGGCAGCGGCUCACAAGUCCCAGCAGCUCGAGGCUCUGCAGGAGGAGAACGUGAAACUGGCCGAGGAGCUGGGCAGGAGCCGCGACGAGGUCUCGAGCCACCACCACAAGCUGGAAGAGGAGAGAUCAGUACUCAAUAACCAGUUACUAGAGAUGAAAAAGAGAGAAUCGACUUUAAAAAAAGAAAUUGAUGAAGAGAGAGCAUCUUUACAGAAAUCCAUCAAUGUCACUAGUGCCUUGAUCACACAAAAAGAUGAGGAACUGGAAAAACUCAGGCAUGAGAUCACGGUGCUCCGCGGAGAAAACGCUUCUGCAAAAACCCUGCAGUCAGUGGUGAAGUCACUGGAGUCUGACAAACUGAAACUUGAGGAGAAGGUGAAGAACUUGGAGCAGAAACUCAAGGAAAGCAAUGAGCAGCCUUUGACUGUAAUGAGCCCCUCAGGUAAAGCGAGAGCCGCUCCAGGGUCUGAGGAGAUCGCAAGAGAGAAGCAGAUCGACUUCCUGAACUCAGUGAUAGUGGAUCUGCAAAGGAGAAACGAAGAAUUGAACUUGAAGAUACAGAGAAUGUGUGAAGCAGCCCUCAAUGGCAAUGAAGAGGAGAUAAAUAACUAUGACAGUGAGGAGGAGAGCCUGUCCAAGAAGAAGCCGCGUCUGUUCUGCGACAUCUGCGGCUGCUUCGACCUGCACGACACCGAGGACUGCCCGACGCAGGCGCAGGCGCUGGAGGAGCCGCCGCACUCGGCGCACCACGGCAGCCGGCGGGAGGAGCGGCCCUACUGCGACACCUGCGAGGUGUUCGGCCACUGGACGGCCGACUGCAACGACGACGAGACCUUCUGAGGGGGGACAGCGCCCCCGGGCUCGCAGCACCAGCAGCCGCCUGUGCUGAAUGUCAGGACAAGGGACAGACCCCGCUCCCCUGCCCGCCCGCUCCGGAGUCCCCACAAGCAUAAAGAUUUUGAUCUUCCACUAAUAAAUAGCCCCUGUCCCUUUUUAACAAACGUCAGUGAAAGAUGAAUAAAUGAUUUAACAAGUGACUUUAUGCUGUUUCUUCCCAGGUUCUGGGUUUGUCCCACCCUUAACAGGAAAUGCCCCGGUGCUGUUGGAUCUAUUGGUGGGAAAACAUGUAUAGGAAUGAAGCACUAGAGUUAUAUUAAAGCUUAUUUAAAUACCUUAAAAAUAUGCUGUUAAUUUUCAUAUUUGCACUAAACCAUUUUAAGGCUGAAUUUGUACAUUUAGAUUUUUAAGCUUUUUUUGACACUGGACUGAGUUUGGAAAUAUUUCAUCUUUAUUUUCAUUUACUCCUUUGGUUGCGAUGUCGCUCGGUGCCGUGAGCUCUGGGUUGUGGUUUGGUGUGAAACGUGGAAGUGACGCAGGUAAGGAGCUGCUGGGGGUUUUGGAAACCUGUAUGCUGUGCACACCUGUGCACACCUGGAACAGUUUGUGGGCAAUCCCUGUUUUGCAUUUUUUCAGCUUCUAUAUAGUGAGUGUGGUGUGUGUGUAUAUAUGCAUAUAUAUAAUAAAGUUAUAUUUUGGAAAAAAAAA